AUGCGGCUCACGGGAACACUGGCUACUAGCAAGCGGAACUUCACUCUCUUGGCGAACGGCGGAUCAAAGCUUGUUUGGAAGGCUUAUGCUAUUGCAUUGCAGGCCCAUAUGACAACGCAAGAUGACUUGGACAAUUCUACCAAGGCGAUCUUUGUUGCCUCUCCGGGCCUCUUCGACAUCCCUGCAGGAGAGUUUGCCCCUCAACAGGUCACCAACGACCACAUAUUCCGCCGAACCGAUUGUCUGCAGAAUGCUCGAUCUCCAUUCUACACAUCUGAUGGAGAAAGCUACUUUGAUUCUCGUCGCAAGUAUCUACAGGCUAUCCAUGACGAUGCCAUGACUUCAUCCAUUGUUGCUGGCUCAAUCUCCAAGCUACGCUCCGAAGUUGAGCAGGCGCAGGACAUCAGUGCACAGGCAUACCUGCGUGACCUCGAUCUAUACCAGAAGUUUGCAGCUGUGGAUGGAUCUGAGCUUACUAAAUUUGAAGCGUGGGGCGAGAAGUUCGGCAUUUAUUAUGCAUGGGCCAGGAGCGAGCAGAAACGGCUCGAAUCGGACUACACCCUUGCGGCCACUAAAAUAUCAAGCAGUGUUGGGUUGGUGCUGGCUGCAUUUGAUCUGGCACGGGAUACCUCAACGCUCAGACUUGGGAGCAACAUGCCAUGUUCAAACAUGGAUAUCCCAUCUUCAAUAGGACGCGCACAGACUCCACUAGUGGUUCCUGCUGAUCAAACCUACUAUCGGCCCUUGUACUCAAUCAACGGCCUUGACCGAAGAGUUGAUUCCUGGGUUGGUGCUCAAGACGGUGGCCGUGAAGAGGUUGAGUUAGAUCUCGAUCUUAGCAAUGCCAAGACAGCUUCUUGGGCAAGUCUGGGGUUUCCCAAUCUCGAUCAUGAGCCUCUGUACGACACCAAAGCUGUUGACGCUACCAAUCCGGACGUGACCCUAUCACUCAAGGCUGGGGGUAUGCAAGCAUUCGACGUUGAUCGGGGCUUUUGGGAUGUUAGCGCUGCUGCUCGAUCUCAGCUGGGCUCAGCUGUAGGCAACGAUGGAAGUUCUGGUAAACUCAUGAAGAUCACCAGGAUCUUGCUGGGAUAUAAAGUGGAGAUAAGAAUGACAUGCGCGGAUGGCAAGAAAAGUCAGCUGUCUGACGCUUUGGCUGGCUCGGGAGGAGAGAAGAUAUUGGGGAUGACAACUGACAGGUGUGCCGUUCACAGCGGGGACGGACAGGUCGUCGUUUCUAGUGCCCCCAGUGGCUUUCCGACCGUGUUGGCGGUCCUGGGACGUGAGAUUUGA
This is a messenger RNA of Fusarium verticillioides 7600, 1293 nucleotides long. RefSeq lists its product as hypothetical. Lineage: Eukaryota; Fungi; Ascomycota; Sordariomycetes; Hypocreales; Nectriaceae. The record is from RefSeq and is a predicted model, not a curated record. The coding region runs from base 1 to 1293 and encodes 430 amino acids. The transcript has 5 exons.